AUGACAAUCGUGGGACAAGUGACGGCGCUCGCGAACUACGCUGGCACGACUUUCGCAUGGCCGCCGCUGCUCUCCUUCUCGAGAGGCGCCAUCCUCGCGACGCUGAGAAACAUACAAAUUGGCUCUUUGACCAUCAUAGAAUCAGACGGCAGCAUAACCAGCUGUGGCAACCGAGACCGAGUCUCAAAACCCGAAGAUGAGCGAACGGUCAACCACAUUCCUCACAUCGAGCUUCGCGUCACCAACGAGCAAUUUUGGGUGCGGUUGGCCAUUUUCGCCGACAUGGGCUUUGCCGAAUCGUACAUGCUGGGAGAGUUCAGCUGCUCAGAUCUCACCGCGUUCUUCAGGCUGUUCAUCUUGAACAAGCAAUACCUGUCCAAUGGUGUCACAUUCGCAAGCAACCUGCUGGGCAAGGUGACUGCUUUAGUCAGAAAGACCAACACUCUGCAGAACGCUCGCCUGAACAUAUCAGCGCAUUACGAUAUCAGCAACGAGAUGUUCGCGGCUUUUCUCAGCCCAGACAUGACCUACAGCUGUCCCAUCUGGCUACCGACGACAGACGCACAAUCCAAACAAGAGACACUGGAAAGCGCACAAUACCGCAAACUAAACCGCUUCAUCAAGAACGCGCGCAUAAAGAGUACAGACCACGUACUAGAGAUUGGAACAGGCUGGGGCAGUUUCGCCAUGCUCGCCGUGGAGAAGACAGGCUGCCGAGUAACCAGCUUGACUCUAAGCGAAGAGCAGAAGAAACUCGCCGAAGACCGCAUCAAGGCCCGAGGCAUGCAAAAGAACAUCAAAGUCCUCCUCUGCGACUACCGAUCCCUCCCAGUCCCCGAAGAAUCCGAAAAAUACGACAAAGUAGUCUCCAUCGAAAUGCUCGAAGCCGUCGGCGCCGAAUACCUCUCCACAUACUUCUCCUGCAUCGACGCCCUCCUCAAAUCCGACGGCGGCAUCGCAGUCUUCCAAUGCAUCACAAUCCCCGAAUCCCGCUACACCACCUACUCCACCUCCGACGACUUCAUCCGCCGCUACAUUUUCCCCGGCGGCCACCUCCCCACCGUAACCCAGCUCCUCUCCACCAUCCGCUCCGGCUCCUCCAACUCGAAACGUGGCAUCGAGCCCCGUCUGAUCCCUCACACCGUCGAGAACAUCGGACCCCAUUAUGCGAAAACGCUGCGUCUCUGGAGGCAAGAUUUCAUGCAGAAGUUUCAGAAGGAGAUUAGGCCGGCGCUGAUGCAGGAGUAUGCGGAGCGGGAGAAGAGGAAGAUGACGGAGGAUGAGGUGGAGGUGUUUAAGAGGAAGUGGGAGUAUUAUUUUGCUUAUUGCGAAGCCGGGUUUGCGACGAAUACGUUGGGGGAUGCGAUAAUUACUAUUGCGAGGGAGGGGGCAUUGGAGAUUAUGGAGGGGGUGCCGUUGUAG
This is a messenger RNA of Fulvia fulva, 1422 nucleotides long. RefSeq names its product Tuberculostearic acid methyltransferase. NCBI's taxonomy places the organism in Eukaryota, Fungi, Ascomycota, Dothideomycetes, Mycosphaerellales, Mycosphaerellaceae. The record is from RefSeq and is a predicted model, not a curated record. Gene Ontology annotation, biological process: lipid biosynthetic process. The coding region runs from base 1 to 1422 and encodes 473 amino acids. The transcript has a single exon.